Molecule: messenger RNA, 372 nt
Organism: Salarias fasciatus (jewelled blenny)
Lineage: Eukaryota; Metazoa; Chordata; Actinopteri; Blenniiformes; Blenniidae
Product: ileal sodium/bile acid cotransporter-like
Exons: 1
Coding region: 1-372 (123 amino acids)
Biological process (GO): bile acid and bile salt transport
Cellular component (GO): apical plasma membrane
Molecular function (GO): bile acid:sodium symporter activity
Source: RefSeq, a predicted model, not a curated record
AUGGCCACCUGCGACGCCACCACCAUGGUCUGCUUGGGCACCGACUGUCUCGUACCUCCCAGCAACUACAAUCAGACCCUCAGUACGGUGCUGAGCACCGUGCUCACCGUCAUGAUGGCCAUUGUCAUGUUCUCCAUGGGCUGCACGGUGGACGCCAGGAACCUGUGGGGCCACUUGAAGAGACCCUGGGGCAUCAUCAUCGGCUUCCUCUGCCAGUUUGGCCUCAUGCCCUUAAUCGCGUUCCUCUUGGCGCUCGCCUUCGACGUGCUGCCAGUGCAGGCGAUUGUGAUCAUCAUCAUGGGCUGCUGUCCUGGUGGUUCGGGGUCGAACAUCAUCUGCUACUGGCUGGACGGAGACAUGGACCUCAGGUAA